AUGCGGCCCAUUGAGGCUUCGAAGCGUGGUGUUUCCACAGCCUAUCAGUUCACCGGGUUGGGCCACACCAUAUCGACACUUGGCGGCUCACCACCAACACCACUUUCCCAUCCGCACCUUGACCUCCUCGGCCGCUCAUCCAGUCAUCCUCUUCUUCACGAACUCAACCCCAUGAGAGUUAAAGCUAAUAUUACGGCUCCGGUUUCGGCCGAGAAGCGACAACUGUGUGCUAGCUAUGAUGACAAUGUUGCUCAGAACAGGAAAAAGGCACGGUUUUCUCCUCAGCCGGCGCAGCCUGAUGGGUCUGCGCUGCCGCCUCCAACGACAUGGUUGAGCACGGUAAUGGAUGUUCCGGAUACAAGCCACGCAAGUUCGUGCUUGGAAUAUCAAAAUUCCGGCCCAUCCAUCGAUGAAGCAUCGAAUCAACAUGCCAGCUGGCAAGCCAACGAUGUAUCGAUUGGAAUUACUGACGAUUGGAGCUUCGGACAGACAAAUCCUGGCAGCUUUGGAAUACUCCUCGGACAAUUUGGACACGAAGAUGAUAUCAAGGUGGAUUUGGACAGCAAUGAAGGAGUGGACUGGGCCGGUCACGACAUUUCAUCGGCAAUGGACUCUACACCUACGAUGGUUUUUACACCAGCGAUGGAACUUGUGUUUCAGUCAAACGAACCAAAACUUCCCAGCGUACAACCUACUUUGGGAUCAACUGCGACUCCUGACCCAGUACACAACUUCCCGGCUCAUUCUGGUAAUGCCACAAAAGCAAACACUGCUGAACAGAUCCAGCAUCACGGGCUAGAUGCCCAUUCUGAAACAUGCUUUGGAGUCGUCCACACUAGCGUAACCACGUCCUUUACUCGAAAGCAGGACACAACGCCCGUCCCCGUUCGUUUAACGCCAUCCGAAAGCCUCUUGAAGCUCUACUUCAAAGAUUCAGACAAAUACGCAGGUAUCGUUACCGAACCUGCGUUGAACAAGAUACUGAUGGAAUUCGAUACAAAACUCGACGCGACGUUAAGCCCGCCCGUGGCGCAACAAGCUCCGCCGACGACAGCCUCUCGAAAAAAGGACAAACCCGAGUACCGUUCAAACUCGCACUCCUCACUUCGUAUCAUAGUUUACGGAACUAUGAAAGAUUGCUCCGAAAUUGGAAAGUUGUUGUCUGAUGUAGGCUUAUACCUUCAACAUCCGUCAGCCAAUGAAUGCGACAUGAACGCCGAGUACUUCAACCCGCACUAUCUUGUGCGCCCUGGCUCUUGCAUGCCACGGCUAGAUGAGCUAGAAAUAUCUCCCAGUGACGCAACUACAGCAUCUGCAGGCGGUCUAGACGAGACGAGCAAGAGUCGACUAAUGCGUAUCUUCGACUGCGCAGACGAUGACGGUAUCACGCCCAAAGCAGAGCCCAGUCCUCGACUUCGUUCAUCCCUGAAACGACAUCAACUCACUGCCCUUGCGAUGAUGAGCGAAAGGGAAUGUGGACUUGUUGAGAAGCCCCAAUUUCCAUCGAUCUGGGAGAGAUCUACCCUCCUCGACGGUACCUCGACCUAUCGACAUAAGAUCACAGGAAGAACGGACAGCCAUCCGUAUGUCGCACGUGGCGGCAUCCUCGCUGAUGAAAUGGGUCUCGGGAAGACACUGAGCAUUCUUUCGCUUAUUUGCUGGUCAAUCGAUUCGAUCAACAACGACAAGGCCAAAAAAGGAAACGAACAGUCGUCGUCAACACUCAUUGUGACACCCAAGUCAACAAUUCCCGGAUGGGAGGAACAGAUUCGAAGGCACAUAUUCCCAGACCAAAUCCGAGUCGCCGUCUACCAUGGCUCUGGCCGACAGAUCGUGGGGUCGAACUUUCAAAACAACGACAUCAUCUUGACAACUUACGAAACACUGAGGGCUGAGUUUCAUAGUCAAGGACCCCUCUACGUUGAAAAGUGGUUUCGUGUCGUACUCGAUGAAGCAAAUCAUAUCGGAAAUCGAUCCACCAUGAAGUUUAGAGCAGCCUGUGGCAUUCAAGCGCGACGGCGUUGGUGUCUCACAGGAACUCCUAUUUACAACUCCCUCGAUAACUAUGGUGCAUUGUUGAGCUUCAUUAGAGUUGCGCCUUUUGUCGACAAAACCCAAUUCGAUUUGUGGAUAUCAAAUCCGAUCAGAGACAAACGACGAAAUAUCUGGAGCAAGCUUCAAUUGCUCGUACGAUGCACGAGUUUGCGGCGAACGAAACAAACCACGGACCAGUCGUUGAAUCUCUCAACUCGCAAGGAAAAGAUCGAGCACAUCGACUUGCACCAGUCCGAACGCGAACUAUACGAGUUCUUCAGACAGCAGACCGCUACGAUAGCUGCUGGUUUCUGGAGGCAAGGCUCCAACAAUCAACCACCUGCAAACCAGGAAGACAAGAACAUGCUAUCACUGAUCAACCUUCUUCGACUUGCAUGCAAUCACGAAGAUCUGCUACCUCCCUCUGCGAUAAACGCGUGGAGAGCGAAGAAAAGCGAUGCUGUCGAUUGGCAAUUGAUGGAAUCAUCCACAGAGACUUGUGUAAUCUGCCAGGCAGGUCUUGAAGAAGCCCUAGAACAAUCCUCCGAGUCUACGUUGCAAUGCGGUCACUCGUUUUGCGCAAUGUGUGCUCUACAGAGAGAUGACAGUGAUACAGCGGACAUGAGCGACUUGUGUCCUAGAUGUUCUGCGGGAGCAACAAUGGGAACCGAUGCCAUUACCCCUUGUUCUGCAGGGGCUCACAAUCCAUCUUCAACCAAGAUAGAGGCCUUGGUAAGAAAUCUUCGUCUGGAACAGGCGGUAAACCGGCAGGGGAUUGAAAUUCCUCCCGUCAAAAGUGUCGUUUUUAGCUACUGGACGAAGAUGCUUGACCUGACACAGAUGGCUUUGCAUUCUAAUGGCUUCUCUUUCGAAAGAAUUGACGGCCAGAUGUCUUUACGAAGUAGAAGCGCCGCAAUUCACCGUUUUGCCGAAGAUAUGAGCUGCACUGUGCUGCUUGCAACCAUUGGUAGUGCUGCUGAAGGCAUUGACCUGACGGCGGCAAGUUUUGUACAUAUUAUGGAGCCCCACUGGAAUCCCAUGGUAGAAGCGCAAGCCAUUGCUCGAGUGCAUAGAAUCGGACAAAUACGCCCCGUCAUAGCUACCAGAUACGUGACUCGCAAUUCCAUCGAGGAGUACGUCCGAUGGAUUCAGGAAGACAAACUUAGUCUUAUAUCACGGUCUCUGAACUCAGACGACGUUUGGCAAAAAGACGUGGACGACGAAAGAUGGAAGGUAAUAUCCACCAUUCACAAACGUGACCAAAUAUCGGAACUAAAUUUUUUUUUAUUUAGAAACUUAGCCAUUUUAUUGGAAAGUGUGAUGGUUCAAGUGAUUUAG
Messenger RNA from Colletotrichum destructivum, 3372 nucleotides. RefSeq names its product Putative helicase, Zinc finger, RING-type, Zinc finger, RING/FYVE/PHD-type. Gene Ontology annotation, molecular function: ATP-dependent chromatin remodeler activity; ATP binding. Gene Ontology annotation, cellular component: nucleus. Gene Ontology annotation, biological process: DNA repair. NCBI's taxonomy places the organism in Eukaryota, Fungi, Ascomycota, Sordariomycetes, Glomerellales, Glomerellaceae. The record is from RefSeq and is a predicted model, not a curated record. The transcript is spliced from 13 exons. Bases 1 to 3372 code for a protein of 1123 amino acids.